UGGCUGGCGAAAUGGCCCUGGUUUUUCUUUUUGAGUGGCCAAUUGAAAUUUUGAUCACCUAAGCUUGCGCAGGCAUUUCGCCAGCUAACCAUCCUAGGCAGUUAGUUUUAUCACCCGCAACAACAACGUCCUUUUUAUUCCCGGCGCCAUCCCAUCCCGAGUCUAAGCCCCAACGACCGUUCAACAAUCGUCGUACGGAGUCGGAACACAGAAGCAUGGAGGCGAACAGUCCCCCAAGCCAGGUGAAAACCCGCUUCUGCAUCAUUUCCGAUACCCAUACAUACACGCCGUUGCCGCCAGACAAUUGGUCUCCAUUCCGAUUGCCUUUCCCCACCUCAGAUGUUCUCCUACACGCCGGCGACCUCACCAUGGUCGGAAAGGAGAGUGAGCAUCAGGCGACAAUUGGCAUGCUCAAGAACGCGGAUGCAGAGCUAAAGAUUGUCAUUGCGGGGAACCAUGACAUCACGCUUGAUGAGGACUACUAUAAUAGCUUCGGGUAUCGUCGACAUAGAGCAAGGGAAGACCUGGUUAAGAUCAGGGAGAUGUACUGUGGGGAGGAGGCCCGGAAACAUGGCAUCGUCUACAUGGAUGAGGAGUUGAGAACGUUCACGCUGAAAAAUGGCGCCAGAUUCACUGUCUAUGCCUCUCCCUACCAGCCAGAAUUCUGUCGAUGGGCUUUCGCAUACAAGCGCCACCAAGACCGAUUCAACCACGCCCAAGAAGGCGCGCAAUUCGUUGCGCAAAACCCAGUACCCGAUUUCCCUGCUGUGGAUGUUAUGUUAACUCACGGCCCACCACGAGGGGUCAUGGACGAGACCAUCAGCUGUGAACCAGUCGGUUGCGACCACCUUCGACGGGCGGUUACCCGAGCUAAGCCUCGACUACACUGUUUUGGCCACAUUCAUGAAGGAUAUGGUGCCCAGCGGAUGGAAUGGGCGGGGGAGAAAGUAACGAAUAUAAAGCUGGAUCAAACGACCGUGCUCAAGGAUCGAGCUUCCUACAUUAAUGUCAGCCGUGAUGGUGGUGAGAAGCCGUUGAAGGUUGGAGAGGAGACAUUGUUUGUCAACGCCAGCAUCGUCACUGUUCAAUAUGACCCAGUACAUGCCCCCUGGGUUGUUGAUAUCGAUCUACCUCGUUCGAAUGAGGCAUGAAGCAUCAAGCAUAAGUGACAACUUCGUCCUUCAACAACGAACACUUAUGUUCAAGCCAGGUUUGGUAUAAUUUCUCUAACGUUAUUAUACCAAUGGUCUUUAUUAAUUGGACUGCAGUAGGAAGAGCUAGUCAUUGGGUCUGCUCUCUAUCCAUCGAAAUAUGGAAAAUAUGUCUUCCGCAAGCCACAGCUCAUCCAGCCGAUGCUAAUAAUGUUGAUGGGUUUCAUCCUUCUUCUGGACAAGCUCUAGUUAAUGCUUCUUUGAAAGCGGGGAAAUUUCUUCAUUUUCAUUUUUAGCGAUAAGGACUGUCGAUUUCUCAGUGUUGCAAUCAUGAUAUAGACCCUGUAUCUAUUCUCGGGAUUCAGGGAGCUGGGUUGUUUUAUCCUUGCGAAGGGGAACCAUUAGAACUAAUCACUUUUUUCUCUUACAUAGCAAAGGCUGUCUGUUGAUUCUUACAUUGUCUUUCCCAAGCUCCUUUGUUUUUCUUUUCUACAUAGCCCACGGACACGUUUGUAUAUUCACUCCUCAGCAUCACAUCGCAUCAUUCCUCGCAUUGCCUGGAUACCCCCGCCGCAUACGCACACACGCACACACACAUAUAUACAUGCAUAUUGAAGCAACUUCAUUUCUCUAAUCUUAUAUAAUACUAGUUAUACUUACAGACUUUACCUCCAUAAUGUUUAUACCUUGUUUCCAUUCUCUCUAUUCAUUAGCGGGAGUACUGAGCUAUCAGAUUAAAAGAAUUCGUUCCCUAUUUCCGUCCAACCACUUGGAAUAGAGAGGCCUAGUCCGACCGACAUAGCAGAGGGCGAACACAAAGAGGCGACCA
This is a messenger RNA of Blastomyces dermatitidis ER-3, 1980 nucleotides long. RefSeq names its product Ser/Thr protein phosphatase. The transcript has a single exon. The coding region runs from base 216 to 1151 and encodes 311 amino acids. Gene Ontology annotation, molecular function: hydrolase activity. Lineage: Eukaryota; Fungi; Ascomycota; Eurotiomycetes; Onygenales; Ajellomycetaceae. The record is from RefSeq and is a predicted model, not a curated record.